AUGGCGGACAACCCGGUGUGGAAGGCUUGCAAGCCCUUUGCCACCGGCUCCCUGUCGGGCAUGUUUGCGACCUGCUGCAUUCAGCCCAUCGACAUGGUGAAGGUCCGGAUUCAGCUCACCGCCGGCACGGCCGAGGCGGCGGGCCCCGUGACCAUCGCCAGCACCAUGCUGAAGAACGAGGGCCUGAGCGCCUUCUACACGGGCCUCUCAGCGGGUCUCACGCGGCAGGUGGUGUACACCGGCGCGCGCCUGGGGCUCUUCGACAACUUCACGCAGAGGAUGAAGACUCCUGGCAAGCCGUUGGGCGUCAUGGAGAACGGCUUCUGCGCCCUCGCGGCGGGAGGUCUGGCGGCCUUGGUCGGGAACCCCGCGGACCUCGCGCUCAUCCGGAUGCAGGCGGACAGCAUGAAGCCAGCCGCGGAGAGGGCGGGCUACAGCAACGUCUUCACCACCAUGGGCAAGAUUGUGGCCAAUGAAGGUGCGGCAGGGCUUAUGGCAGGGGCUGCCCCCACAGCGACGCGGGCCAUGGCGUUGAACUUUGGGAUGUUGGCCGGGAACGCCGUGGCCAAGGACAAGUUGUCGGCCGGCGGCCUGACGGGGCCUGCGCUGGUCUUCACCUCUUCGGCGAUUGCGGGCUUCUUCGCCUCCUUCUUCUCGCUCCCCUUCGAUUUCGUGAAGACGCAGAUGCAGAAGCAGAAGAAGGAUCCCGUCACAGGCGAGCUGCCCUACAAGAGUUCCCUGGACUGCGCCACGAAGAUUCUCGCCGAGGGCGGCCCGCUGCGCUUCUACGCGGGCUUCCCCACCUACUACGUGCGGAUCGCGCCCCAUGCGAUGCUCACGCUCAUCGCCCAGGACUUCAUUAAGAAGAGCUGGUCCUCCAUGGGCCUGUGA
Effrenium voratum is the source of this 891-nucleotide messenger RNA. The record is from the annotation of a GenBank genome assembly. NCBI's taxonomy places the organism in Eukaryota, Dinophyceae, Suessiales, Symbiodiniaceae.